Molecule: messenger RNA, 1434 nt
Organism: Closterium sp. NIES-65
Lineage: Eukaryota; Viridiplantae; Streptophyta; Zygnematophyceae; Desmidiales; Closteriaceae
Source: the annotation of a GenBank genome assembly
AUGUACAUCACCCUCUACUACAUAGUCACCCGACUCCCUGACUCCCUUCGCGUAGUCAGGGACCACUUCCUCGCAGUGUGCCCCACCACUCUCAUCAUUGACCUCCUCGAGAAGGCCCUCCUAGCGGUGGAAAAGAGCAUAGUUGCUGUAGGAGCCUCUCGUGGUGACCCCCGCACCCCUGUCUUUGAGGGGUGUUCUCCCUCCCCCCUCUUGCCCUCUGUUGCUUCUGCUGCUGCGGCCGACCUCGUUGGUUUUGAGUCGGUCGGUGCUGCGUCUGCCCCUUCGGGGAAGCGCCGCACAGGCAAGGGCAAGGGGGGCAAGGGCGCUGGAGGAGCUGGCGGGGGCGGUGGAGGUGGCAGUGGAGGCGGCGGAGGGAGUGGGGGUGGUGGUGGGAGUGGUGGAGGAGGUGUGGGUACCGGUGGCAGCAGUGGAGGCGGAGGCGGCGGCAGUGGCGGAGGGAGCGGAGGCGACGGUGGUAGCGGAGGCGGCGGUGGUGGCGGAGGCGGCGAAGGCGGCGGAGGUGGCGGUGGAGCUGGUCGCAGGUCUACGCAGAGGAGUGGCGCCGGUGGUGGUCCGCACCACCAGCAGCAGCGCGGUCGUGAGACCCUGUCCCCUCAGCAGCUCCGUGAGUGGUACAUUGCACGCCAGCGGGGUGGGGGUUUUGGUCCGUGCACCUACCUCCUGCGCACCGGCGACCGUGCGGGUGAGCAGUGUGGGGGUGCGCACCCCACCCACCGCUACUUUGGCCUCCUGACGGACGCGUGGCGUCACCAGUUCCCUGAGGCCACAGAGAUCCCUCGCUGGGGCGAGCUGUCUAGGGCGGGAGUUGCCAUCUAUGAUCUUGAUUUUGAUGCCAUUCUUUCUGCCAUGUAUGUUGUGACUAUUAGUGAUGAGGGUGACUCUUACCGGUGUUUCCUGCCCGAUCCGGGCAUUGAGACUGCUGCUCUAGGUACUGGUGAGGCUGCUGCCCUAGGGGCUUCUCGCUCCUUCUUUCGGGACCGCACCACACUCACGCCGCUUAGUCGGCCAGUUGCGGUGUCUCUGGCUGACCCCUCUGGGGGUCCUGUCCUGUCUCACUUCUCCACAGUCCUCCUGUGUCCGGCGGCUCCCUCUGGCACCCUGUCUGGUCUCUACCUCCCCUCGUUCUCUACGAACUUGGUGAGUGGUGCUGACCUACAGGAUGGGGGAGUGCACCAGUUCACUCUUGCGCGUCAGCGAGUGACGCACUGCACAGAGGCUCGGACAGGCCGACACUUGGCUACGUUUAUACGUCUGCCCGGGUCGAGCCUGUACACACUGACCACUGCGUCUCCUCGAGUUGCUGAGUCUGGUAGGGUAGCUGCGUCGGGUCAGGUGUUUGCUGCAGCGUCCAGGUCUGGUCCUGAGUCUGCCCCCUGUUCGUGUCGUCUCCUAUCUCACGAGACUCUGCUCUGA